Molecule: messenger RNA, 6544 nt
Organism: Zootermopsis nevadensis
Lineage: Eukaryota; Metazoa; Arthropoda; Insecta; Blattodea; Termopsidae
Product: MAPK regulated corepressor interacting protein 2
Source: RefSeq, a predicted model, not a curated record
ACUGGAGUCAUCAGACGCGACCAAAUGUGCUCAUAGUCUCCCACAUUGCAUUGCGUUGUAAUGGAUUCUAUCACACAUAAUACCAACUUAUGUUGACUACAGAACCAGGAGCAGUUUCUGGCCAGAUUGCGCAGAGGGAAGAUGUACACUGUCUCAAAAGGUCCAAGUAAAAUCGUUGCGAAAACGAGAAGGGGGAUCGCACACACGCAGAAUCUAGAGAGGUUGGAUACGAAUAGAGAUCAACUUUCGAAAAAACCUCCGGAACCAGAAGUGGGACAAGUGAUUAAUGUACCCAAGCCAGUAUUUCAUAGUGUAAAUGCUAAGAAAUCAAGUAGUCUGAGAGCACAGCAAGAGGUUAUCAGCCCCGAACAUGCGGAGCUUAUCAGCUUUAUAUAUGAAUCUUGGGAUAAAGUUUGUAAGGAAUUUGAACAAGAGUCAGCAGAGAAUAGUUCAAAUGCACCUCAAUGCAUAGUGUACCAUAAUGAUGGUGAACCAAAUGGAAUAUUACAAGAUUUUAAACCAUUUGAUUUGGAGUCAUGGUGGGGUAAAAGACUGUUCAACAACAUUACAAAAUCUAUAUAAAGUUCCAGUCCUGUUUUUCUUUUUUUCGUAACAUCUUGUGAUUGGUGCAAACAGGAUCAGUUAUCCCCAAAUCAUCAUCUGUUGUAUGACUCUUAUUCCAUAUCUGAGGUGAAAAGAAGUCUACAGGAACUCAUUAAUGGCAAGUGCAAAAUUUAAGCAAGAUUUGUUGUUUUUUGGGGUAGCUUUUUCUACAGAGCUGUGGAUUGAAGGUAUCAAUACCUUAAGAUAUACAUUCUCUCAUAAAGUAUGGCAUUCAGUCCAUAUUUAUUUAACAGAAAACCAGGAUUAAUUUAAUUUUUUUGCGCUGUUAAGCAUCCUAAGCAGAGAUAAGUGGAACAGUAUUCUCUGCAUUAAGAACAUUAAUUACCAUCACAAGUUGGUCCAGAAAAAUACCUAUUGUGACAUUCAGUCCAAGUAGUAGUGAAUUACAUCCUAAAAUGAACAGUCCAGUUUGAGUACAGGAAUAAUUUGUAGCAGCCAUUACAGUGGCUUAGGAGCUGCAUGAUUAUGGUGUACAGAGCCAAUCCCUCUCAACAGUUAGUGUUGCCCUUUGGGCUAAUAUUAAACUGAUAAAAUUAUGAAGGAUUAAAAUUUUAAUUUGGGCAUUUAAAGGAAAUAGAAUUUAAUUUCAGUCAUAAUGCAUUCACUUCUAACUCCACAAUAAAAUUUUCCAUUACAUUAAAAAUCAUGUUCCUGUGAUAGUAAUGUCUUCAUUCUCCCAGUACAUAUAAUGUGCUGAAAGAUAUAACCAGUUUCUUUUAAGUAUGUUUAAUAAUUAAAAGACAGAACAGCUUUGAAAUGAGGAAAUUAUUACUAGUGGGAUUAGCAGUUCUCAUAACCAACGAAUUAUGCAGGGGAAAUUGCCGUAAUAAAUGUAAGCAGUUAUUUUUUAUAUAAUUUUUAAGUGCUGGAAUUGAUGUGAUUUAGCUGGAUUUCUUCAGGUCAGAUUGCUUUUAUAUGGCCUGCAAAGUGUACUUUCCACUGUAAAUGUCAUUCCAAUUUAUGUUUUGGAAAACAAAAUUUGCUCUUCCUCCUUUUUAAUAAGUGAAGGGUGGUGCUCCGGUUACUGAAAUCAUGUAGUAAUGUUAUAGUUUAGGGUUCUUAUGUAACUUCCCCAUUAUUGUGAAGUGUGUUGGGACCCUUAGCUGAUUUUUUUAUGUAGAUCUUGUAUUCAAGGUCAUGUAUGUAAAUUGUAUUGUAUUCAGAUUAAAUGCCCAAGCCACUAAACAACUUAUUCAGGUUUGAUACUUUUUUGAAAUUUUCCGUAAGGUUGUAUAGUAUUGAGCAUGUAAGAAAGUACUGUGUUUGCCUGACUUCAGUUUGCACUGAAAUUUGAAGCUUUGUACUGAAGAUAUUCUUUUUUUAACUUGUUAGUUGUACAGAAUUUAUUGAUUAGUUUCUGUGCUUAGGAAACAGCUGCAUAUUAAAUAUGUUUUUUAAAUAUUUCACUGUUGCUGUAAUGUAGAAGAAAAUAAGCUUCUUCCAAUAAGUGGCACUUUCAGUGGUGACUUUUAGCAUAAUUCUGUUGAAUUAAUGAAUGUGAACACAAUGCACAAUUUCUUUGUUUUUUAAGGUAUUUUAUGGAUGAAAAGUGCAUGCUAUAAUUGUGAAAAUAUAGUAAAUGUACAUUCUCACUGGUAAAAAUGCAGAAUUUUCUGUCCUACACAGAUACUAGUGCAAUAACUACUACAGUAAACCAGAAAACAUAAUACUUUACCAGCAUUGAUCAGUAUGCUUAAUAUAUAACACAGUUACUUUGUAAUAAUUUCUGACAAACCUCAUAGUUUUGCAUCUUGCCAAGCCUGUGGGCACAGGUUAUGUAAACUGUUUCUCAAAACUUACAUUUUAAAGGGAUACGGACGUUUGUGAGUAAGAUAAUCAGAAUAAAUUGGUAUCAAGAUAUGUAUCUAUUACAUGUGGUGCUAUCUCUUAACAUACAACUUGCAUUAUACAUGUAAUAGAGCAUAUCCUCUCAGUAUUGUUCUGACUGGAUUGUGGCAAGGCCUUGUAUAACCUACUUCAUUGACUUCAUCAGUUCCCUGGUAGGAAAAGAGGUAAUCAAUUUUGAAGAUAUUGUUGCAUUGUUAUUAUGAUGUAAGUGGAAACAGUCAUAAUUUAUCCAACAUUUUUAGUUAAGAUAAUGUAUUGACAUGUUGUUUUUAAUCCUUCUUGAUUGUUCUGUCAGAAGAAUAUAAGAACUGUUAUGUUGUGAUUAUAAUGUUAUGUGGAUAUGACUCAUUGAACUGGCAAAGUUGUUUAUAGUAUGAUCCUAAUUUUUGUACAAAGUAGUAAUUAGAAAGUAUUGGCUCUCGAAAUAUUGUUCCACACAUACAAACUCAGAACACAAAUACAAUUGUUUGUCUUUACCAGAAUCUUUAAAUAUGAUGUAAUCAUCAUCUUGUUUCAUAUUAUUAGAAGAAUGUUAAAGAAUGUAUGAUUGUGAUGUUAGAGUAUAUUUUAAUUUGUUGCUUAUGUUUUGAGUAUGAGGAUUUUGAAAACAAUUUAUGAUAAAAGAUUAUUUUUUGUAGAAUGAUCCUUAUAAUAUGCAUGUUGUUAAAGUGAAUCAUCUUGAUCCAGGCUCUAAAAAUUCACUCUUCAGUCAUGUAGGUAAAUGCUAGUGAGCCAAUUUGUCCUCAAGCUUUUUUACAUUUGUUAUUACCUAAACUAUAAAUCACUGUUUCACAAUUAUCUAAUUGGACUGAAGUCUGAAUUUCUCAAAGAUUGUGGAUAGACCAUGUAUUGGGAAUGAGUGGAUUAACCUUUCCACUUCUUUGUACAUAUUAUUGUGAUUCCUUCAGUGCUGAAUUAAUUUCAAUGACUUUCAUGAUCACUAUGUGAAUAACAUAUUUAGAUUCACCAUCACCAUCCCUAAAACUGACAUCUGAACCUGUUUGAUUAAGGGAUUCUGAAACAUUGUCAUGUAAAAAAAAUUACCAUCUUUGGGGUGAUUAUGUGUUGGGGGUUUCGGGAAGUCUUAUAUACAACAGGCAAUAGGUGGCAUGUGAGGGACCUGAUUGGUGGAACAGAGGUGUGGGCUUCUGUCCAAUUGGUAACAAGCAUGUGGAUGAGAAAAGAAAUGAUGAAAGAAGUUUUGAUGAAUAUAUGCAUUGUGUAAGGGAAUGAUGAGAAAAUUUUAGUGGCCACAUGGUUAUGAGAAGAGGUUCCAAAAAAAUGUUUAGCAGCCAUGGUAAGGAGAAGAGGUGAUAAAAAGUUUUUGUUGACAACAUGAAGAGGGGAAAUUCAGUGGUUGGAUGUAUGGCUGAGAGGGAAAAGAGGUGAUGCCAGGCUUUACUUAUUCUGUAUCUUCGCAGUUGACAUUGUGGGGGCUUUUGAUUAUUUCAGUUGCUUCACUGAUGAUGCAGUGGCAGUAGGUCUGGAUAUUGGCUGUGACUUCUGCUCUGUCAAUGUCAAUGUUGUGGUUAGUUGGUGCAGAGUAAUUAGUUUCUGCUGAUUAUUGGUUCUCCAGUCUUUUCCUUACUACAUGUCUGUAAAAACUUCAUUGCCUUCUUUCUUAACCAUGUGCUCACUACUGUCUGCAUAGACAUUUGCACCUCUGUUCCACCAAUCAGGUUCCUCACAUCUCACUCACCACCUACUGCUUGUUAUAUAAAAGGUUUCCUAAAACCCCCAGUACACAUCCUGAAAAGGGUAGAAACUUGAAAAGCCCACAUUUGAUGCAACCCAUCACCAAAAGUCAAAGUUAUACACUGAACUUCAGCUGUGAAAACCUAAGGACAGAAACUCCCCAAAGGAUAGAAUUCAUUGGUACUGGUGUACAAUUCUACAGAGCUGAAUUUGGAGGCAGUAUUUUCUCUGAAAUGUUGGUACUCACCUAUAACUCCACAUUGCAUUACAACUUAGAAGACCACCAUUGAUAUAUUCACUGACCUUAGAACCUCAAAUCUCACUAAUCACCUUAACUUUACUUGCUCAAAAUUAAGUGCAUUUAUGACAUUUUAGGUUGCCAUUGCACUGAAGAUAUAUGUGUCGGUCUUCUGGGUAGUAAUGCUUUGUGAACUUGUAGGUAGGUACCAGUAACGUUAUGUGGACUUGUAGAAGUCCAUAUAACAUUAUUACUUGGAAGAUAACAUUGGCACUUGCUCACCACAGUGAAGAGGUUGAAUGCCUUAGUAUGUUAAGUGGCUUGCUUGCUGCUGUGAGAAACUGAAAUUAAUCACUUGUGUAAUUAUUAGGUGGCUGCAAUCAUGGAGUUUUUUAUAUGAUGUAUGUCAUAAUUAUGGUAUGGUAAUUAUGGUUAGGACAGUGGCUGCUGAUAUUUGUAACAGAAUUACCCCUGUAAACUUUAUUGACCAUGUAUCACUGCUUACAUGUGAUCCCAGCUGGUUGUGCUUGACAAUAGCAUACUACACAGCGCAAUAACCCAGAAGACGGAUAUCUUCAUACUCACCGCUGUGAGAACCUCAAGUCUUAAAUAGCAUACUACUAAACCUUUAAACACCUUCAGUUAAAUUCUGUGUGGCAGCCAUUUAGUCUGGGGGUUUAAAUUCCCCAUACUCAUAUAAUUAAGAAUGAUAAAAUAUCUAAGAGCACAGAGAUUUGAAGUCUACCACCAGAUGGCAUCUGAAUGUAUGGAACUGUUCAAAAUAUGGAACAUAUAAUCUGUUCAUGCACCUUAACUUUUAAGAGUUGGAAUGGAAAGUGUCAGAAUUUGCUUCAAAUUAAAUUGCUGCAUUUUAUUAUGAUAUUGAAGCCUUAAUAAAUGCAAUGUUUUGUCACAAUGGGUAUGAAUCUCACAAAUAAUGAAACAAAAGUACUGUUGGAACUUGGAGUUGUUAGGAGAAGGAAAGGGAACAUUUUGUGACACCACCUGACUUGAUAAACAGUAUUCAGAUAGGCAAAAUUUGUCAUCAGAAACUUGCAUAUGACAUCCUUGUGGUGGAAAACCUGUUCUUUAAAAACUGCUUACCUGAGAACAGCAAUUUAUGAAAUUGUUAUGGUGAUGUAAAAGUGUAAUGCUACAAAUUCUUCUUACAAUUACAUCUUUUGCAUAUAUUCCUUUUUAAAUGUGUAGUUGUAAAAUGUGUUUGGGUGAUCUGGGACAUAGUUCUAGGUUGAAAGAAAUUAAUAGGAUCAUAAUAUGAGGCCAUUCUUAUUAGUUAAUUAUACUCUUUCAUACUUUUAAAUACAGAAUUAAACAGAAACUUGGUUCCUAGAAAGGCUUACAUCCAUUUUUCAUUUAGGAUAUACUGCCCAUAUUUGACAUCAUUAUAUUUAAAAGAAGUUCCAGUGUAGUGCCACAGCACUCUUAAAAGCACUGGGGCAUCACCCUGAUUUGGCAUUUACCAAUUUUAGAAUUGUCUGUUAUAUUAUUGGAGAGCUGCUACCACAUUCCCCUAACAGAAUCCAUAAACAAAUAUCCACUUCCUCUUCAUUAGCAAGCAUUUAAAAAAAUGUCAACACCACCACAUGUGUCAUACUAAUCUAGCUGUGGCUACAUGUCAUCUGAACAUGUGCCAUGCUGUCUUUACAGCAGUUAUUAGUGUUCAAAGGUCUGUGCUUGUUAGUUUCCUGCAUUUAAAAUUCAUUAUUUCACCAUAUUAAAAUGUUGAGAAAAGGCAAUUUGAUUACUCACUAUUUCCAGUGUGUAAUGAUCUUUUAGAACGUAGGUGAAGUAUGCCUUUACAGGUUGUGUGUGGUGGUGACUCUGACACUGCUAGUGGUGGUGGUGUGGGUUUUAUAUGAUCUAACAUAAAGCAGUGACUAGUGCAGCCACCUAAUUACUGCCAUUCUAGUGAAUUAUAGUCAGCUACUGCUCCCUGUGCACACUUCAGGCAGUGGGAAUGACUGAAAUGUUCUAGUGCAUAAGUUUCAGUACACUCUAGUAUAGUAAACAGUAGUUAAGACUGAUCAUUACAGCAUUGUUUUGUUUUUGUUAUUCAUACUUUAUUAAAAUGACUAAGACAAAUAAAUUGCAGGUUGUUGUUGCUGUUGCAGAUACUAA